Molecule: messenger RNA, 374 nt
Organism: Funneliformis caledonium
Lineage: Eukaryota; Fungi; Glomeromycota; Glomeromycetes; Glomerales; Glomeraceae
Source: the annotation of a GenBank genome assembly
CCGCCGCAAAUUCAAGAAAACGUAAUAUAGAAGGAUUAGAAGCGAAUACUCAAGUUAAUACAUAUCCAUCAACAACGCGUGAAGAGGUCUCAAUUUGUCAUAAUUCAUGGUUCGAUGCAAAAGCAAGAUCAAUGUUUAUUAUUACACCAAAACGUCAUGUAGAACGUUUAUCUGAUUGUUGUAUAUACCCAUGGUCCGAUGAAAAUUCAAAGUACUUUGAACGCUAUCGAUUAAUUCUGUUCGUAGAGGCCAUGAGCCGAUUUUUAUUAACAUUAUCUUCAUUUAACAUUCAAAAUGGUUUUCAAAAUUCCAUACCAGUUUUUCAAUUAAUGUUAAAAGUUGCAGAGGAUUAUAAAUUAAUCGAGUUCAUAUAG